CACGUGUCGUCCCAGCGAUAUCAUGUCGUCCAUGGCACGACCACGACCCUGGGAAACUUCGACGUUCGUCCUCGUAUUAGGCUCCCUGCUAGCUGGUCGUGGUGGCAUUGAGGCAGUGGCUCCAUUUCAAUCUCGUCAUGUGCAGCACACGAGGCGCGGGGGGGCAGGAUGGGCAUAUCGGAGAGGAGGUGCGGCAGCCGAGGCUGCUGCUGCUGCUGCGGUAGCUGCAGAGCUUGCCCCGUGUGAGAAGAAGGAGGCGACGACGACAACGACGACGGCAUCAUUGCGAGGUGGAGUACAGCAGUCCUCGGGAGUAAAGAUUGCCGCCGCGCUGAGGGGAGGACGGUCGAUGCGCCAGACGGCAGGGGAGGAGGACGAGGAAAGCCAAGAUGACGAGGACCAAGUGGAGGACGAGGUGAUGAUGACCGGCGGCGAGGAGGAUGAGGAGCAAGAAGCGGAGGAGGUCGAAUCUGUUCUAUACGACGAGAAGGCCGUGGAGUGGAUGAUGCAGCAGCUGUGCAUGUACCAGACGCGCACGGCUUUGAUCUCAAACCCUCUAGCAGAAAAGGGCUAUAAACUGAGGGAGAUUGUACCGUCGCCCCGAGGGCUUCUCUGCGCGCUCAGCACGGAGGAGCGACGCAUGGACUGUCGGAUGUAUGUGGAAGCAGAGGUGGUGGCGCCUUGCAAAUGCAAGGGCACGCAAAAGUGGAUUAGUUUUUCGGCGCUGAACUCGGAGAGAAGAAAGGAGGCCACCAAAUGGAAGAACUGUCCCACGUGCCAGGGUCCCAUCGACUAUGCGCUGUACGAGGCGUACGGCGGUGGCGCAGGGAAGGCCGUUUCAGCGAUACUCAACAAUUCGAGAGCCACACGAAUAGCGAUUGGCGUUCUCGCGACCAUGGUGUUGUGGCUUCUCAGCCCCCUGCUCCAUUUGCUGAUCGUACGCGUGCUGACAAGCGGGGUGUUGUGGAAGAACUACCACCGCCUCACGUUCAUCGUGAAUCUACCGCUGCCGCUCCAGAUCAUGGGCAUCCGGUUCCUCAUGACGUGGACCAACGAUCAGCUGCUCUUGGUCGAAAGCAUGUUGCGACAGUCUCUGACCGACAUAGAAAGCCGGAUCCUGGAAUCAAGACUGCCAGUGACGGUAGAGGUUCGGGAGGACGGGGAUGAGGUUGCUGUGCCGUAUCGGAAGCCUUGAGGGGGGUGUUGUGGUUGCACCAUCAGCAGAGUGAAGCAAUGGCUGUGUGGCUCUGACAAGAUUUCCCCGUUGGACCUCAUUCGUGCCGCGAGGUGCUUGCUCUUCAGGGUUUGUGGUAUCGUUCAUUCGUCAAGCCACGGUCGAGUUUUCUCGUGUUCGAUGCUCCUGCUGCAGGUCUUCGCUAUGACAGGUCGUGUGUCGCCAUGCUGGUGCAAUAGUUCACGACGAAUCUUGCCGCCUCCGUUUGUACGGCGGCUUGAGACAUGAGGGGUGUCCUGAACGUCGUGCUUUCUGGAUACGGGACAGCAGUGGUGUGUUUGCCCGAAGUUGAGGGUGUUGAACGGCGAGAGGAUGGACCGAUAGCAAGAGAGGAUACCAUACAUAUCGUUUACUUUUCCGCGCAGACCUGUGUGUCCAGCUAUUCGUGUUGGACUCUGAGAAACACACAAAAGAGGGCAAUGCGGAGCAC
Ectocarpus sp. CCAP 1310/34 is the source of this 1664-nucleotide messenger RNA. NCBI's taxonomy places the organism in Eukaryota, Phaeophyceae, Ectocarpales, Ectocarpaceae. The record is from the annotation of a GenBank genome assembly.